Messenger RNA from Mobula hypostoma (lesser devil ray), 3362 nucleotides. RefSeq lists its product as uncharacterized. Gene Ontology annotation, molecular function: protein binding. The coding region runs from base 371 to 2644 and encodes 757 amino acids. The transcript has 15 exons. The record is from RefSeq and is a predicted model, not a curated record. NCBI's taxonomy places the organism in Eukaryota, Metazoa, Chordata, Chondrichthyes, Myliobatiformes, Myliobatidae.
UUGGCUCAGGGUGAGCUUCUUUUUCGUCGCGGCACGUGAGUUUCUAAUUCCGUGCAAAGUUGUUGAAGUUUCUUGGGGAUUUGUUCUACACGAGGGCUUUGCCUGACUUUGCACCGAAGGCAGCUCGGUGUGCACCCCUGGAGUACCCAGACUUAUUUGUUGUUCGAUAUCUUUAUACUUACUGGAAAAUUAAUUGGACGUUUGGGAGUCUGCAUCAUGUUUGAAAAAGUUUGAGCGCCCGUCAUGUGUUAAGUGCGAAUAUGCAUUUUGAGGAGGAACUGGUAGAACUCCCCCAAAUUUUGAUCAACAGCAAAAUUCAAAGUCUUAACUAUACUUGGAACUGCUCAGAGAGGUUAAAUGUCUGUGAGAAAUGGAUAAAGUGGUGGAUGGAGUGCCAGUCUUCAAUCUUUGGAGCACUGCAAAUGAUGUUAUUCAUAAGAGAUGGUUGCCGAAUGAUACCAAAAAAUCUUCAUUGCAACUGAAAUUGAAUAGUUCAAUCUUUCCACAGCAUCCUGAAGAAACAAAAUCAGGUUCACAGUCUGUCAAGAUAACCCGUGGACCUUUUGUGAGUGAAAGGAAGGCGUUUUUUGAAUCUCAAAUGAAAUUACCAGUUACAAAGGAGCAAGCAAAGUGUGGCAGAAUCCCAAAGACAUUGAAAGUCUGCAAACCGAAAACAGCUGCUACCAGUAUUGUGGAAAGUGUCCAAGGCCCAUGUAAUUUUUUGAAGUCAGAGGAGUGCAACAGAUGUCCAAAUCAGAAUGCCAUGGGGAAAUCCUGCCUUAGAUCCUCUCCUGUCAAAGAGAAAAGAAGACAACUGAUUGGUCUCUAUCAGGCCAUUUGUGAAAAAGUUCGGCAGUCACCAUAUGACUUGAGGCAAAAUAUUUUGGAAAAUUGUAAGGAAAAGACAUCUUCAAGCCUACAAGACCGACUGCGGUGUUUGCUCAUUGAGGAAUCUAAUAGUCGGGAAAAGAAAGAAUUGAGAUCCAAAUGGCAAAAUCUGGAACCAAAUGAUCACAGUUUUGAUUCCACGUCGGAGCGUCAUCUGUCUUUAAAACCUUUGAAGAAAUAUCAGAGAUCAGCAUUUCUGGAGUCCGAGAGUGCCGUUAAUUGUUUGAGAACCAACAGCAUUCCAAGAGCCCCUGAGGUUGUCAGUUCUCGGCAAAUGAGCUUACCUCUUGAUAAAGCACAUGGACAAUCAAUUUUGAACAGCACUGCAAACAAUGAAUUCCAGCAGAACCACAGAGAUAUUUGCAGCAGAAAUGUCUGGGGAAAUCCAGCAAACGAGCACUAUUUAACAUAUUAUGCAAAUCAAGAUUUUGCAACAGGAAAACCUGUAAAUCCAGAAAUUGCGAAUAAACUCACUGCAGCCCACUGGCCGACUGACCUUGUUAUUGGCCCACAGUCUGACAUAAGGAUUGGUUUCUCAACUCACUCUGUGGCUUCAGAGGGUCAUUCAGCAUUGCCAGAUAAAAGCAAUUCUCUUCAUUACUCUGCCAACCAAAGAGUGUCACGUUUGGCAAAAUGUUGUGAAGCUAAAUGUGACCAAGAGCCUAAAGGAAAGGUGUGUUCUGAUAAACUGCUAUUGAAUGAACUGUUUCUUGAAGAAAAUCCACAUCAUGACCCUGUUCAAUUUCCUGUCUUCCCGGUGAAAAUCCCAGUAAUAAAUGAGACCUGCAAACAGCAAAAAGAACCAGCUGCAUCUCGACUACACUCCACUGCUGAAAUCGAUCGUUUGGAGAAAAGGCCAAGCCAAUCAGAUCCUUCUCUUGUGCUGUGUUCACCACAAAAACUAAAAAUAAAUUAUCGUAGCCAUCACGAAUUAAUGAAUUCAGAGACGGGUGCAGACGAUGAUACUAUUCGAAGCCAAAGUGACAAUAGUACAGAAGAGAGCAAGGCAAAAAUUCAGUUCAAGUCAAUGUCUUUAACCAAACUCAAUGAUGAUGGUGCACAAGAAUUUGAUUCUUCUUAUCUAAACUCAUUGGCUCAGGCGUCAAACAGUGACUUGGUAUCCUCUGCAUCCACAACCUUGUCACAAAUGGAAGAUAUCAGACAACUUCUGCAAUCCCUGGAAGCAGAUUACCAGAAACUGGUUGCACUUCUUUCAAGGGAUAGCAGGACACCACUGACACAUCGAAAGUUAAAGCAGAAAGGGCUGAGCACAGUGAAAAAUGGCAAACUGUGGGCGCAGCUGAAAUUACAGCGGCAGAAAGAUAUUUGUACAGUGCAAAGAAAGUUUGCUCAUCUGGAAGCCCACAUACUGCUGCUGGUUCGAAAUAUAGCUCAAUUGACUGAAGAGAUUGGCUCCCAGAAUGCCCUGAUACAAAAAGUACUUUCAUUCCAACUUGAAAUUAAAAAAACACAGCAAGCUUGCAAUGAAGAAGUUGGGGACCAGCAUGGAUUAUCUAUGAAACAGGAUUCACCUAAUGUUUCAGAAUGUUCAUUGUAUUGUGGAGAAAGGCCUUCAAUCAUGACAAUGUUUCUGAAGAAAUUAGGAUAUGAGCACUUCGCUCCAUUGUUUGAAAAUGCUGGCAUCAGUCUCGCAGAGCUUCCUUACUUGGAUGAGAAUAAUCUGCAAAAACUCGGCAUUCCCACAGAAGCAAGGAUUCAUAUUCUCCAAGAGGUCAGAUGUACCACUUACGUAUGAGUAACAUGUACAACUCGCAUCAAUUUUCUUCUUGCAUUUCCACAACGUGCCUUCAAAUUUUGGAUUAAUUAAAGUUAAUUAAUAAAACCAUGAGAUUUCUCAUAAUACUCCUGUCACAAAAAGUGUUAACAUUUCAGGUUUUCCUUAAAUUUGACGCACACAUGCCGACCAAUGUUCAUGAUGUAAAGCAUCAAGCCCUAUUUGGACAGACUCUGUCCUUUCAUCCGAGCACACCCGCAUCACCUUGUCUCUCAUGGGGAGGAUGGGCAAGCUGAUCAGCUGUAGAAAGCAGAGGCAGUACUUGGGAUGGGUGCAAAAUAUAGCCAUUUUCUGAACCAUCCAAGGAAUAUCAUGUUUAACAUCUAAUCUAUUGUGUAUAAUUUUGAUAUUGUUAUAUGUUGUCUUCCUCCCCUCACCGUGAUCUGUAUUCAGUCCAUGGUCAAGAAAUUCUUGAAUAAUCCAUACAUGGAAGGAUACAACACUGAAAUAUUUGCUCAAUUUUGUGCAAAAUCAACUCCAAGAAUUUAGAUAUUUGGGCAAACUCAUGAAUUUGUCUCCUUGCUAUCUGGGGUCAAUUUGUUACUAUUGUUGCACUUUAUAAUGAAGGACCCUUAGCUCAUACAUUCAGGGGAGAUGUCAGCCUUUGAAACAGGAGUUCUUGUAUUAAAAAAAUUGAUUGUUAUUAUGCAUUCUGAAAAUAAUAAACAAUUUUCAGUGG